This is a messenger RNA of Eremomyces bilateralis CBS 781.70, 2462 nucleotides long. RefSeq lists its product as uncharacterized. The record is from RefSeq and is a predicted model, not a curated record. The coding region runs from base 22 to 2274 and encodes 750 amino acids. The transcript has 3 exons. NCBI's taxonomy places the organism in Eukaryota, Fungi, Ascomycota, Dothideomycetes, Eremomycetales, Eremomycetaceae.
CUUCGCCACGUCCCUGGGCUAAUGCCUCCGCUAUCCAGCCAGUCCAACAUUACCCGCUUCUUCAAACCAUCAUCCAAAGAAGAUGCUCGACCCCCCUCGUUAGAAGUCAACGAUGGUACAAAGCGGUCCUCGACCUCCCGAUCGAAUGCAUCCACCACUCAGAGCUCCUUUCGCCCAGUUUCGCUCUCGAUACGCUCCCCAACAGCGGAGCGAGGAUCGGCCAGAGAUGCGAUAGAUCCCACUUCUCCCCUCUCUCCCAUACAAACAUCCUUAUCGCCAGCGUCUUCCAGCAUGAAUGACAUGACCACCUCUCCCGGCACGGGAGCUCCAUCGUCGUCGGCUCCGAACCGCUCCUUCGCCUCGACCACAUCGUCAAAACGUGCGAUAAGGAACGGCGUGGAAAUCAUUCGACCCUCAGAUAGCGACGAAGAUUCCGAUUCAUCACUAGCUGAUCUGGUAGAGCUAUACCACACGUUUAACAAGCAAUCGGGCCGCACCUCCAUCAAGUCCCGAGAGAAGCUAUCCCCAAAGAGUCCAACCGACCGCGUUUUCCGAUCGUCCACGAGCGCGACCAAGACCCUCCGCCAACGCAAUGCGCCGAAAGCAAUCGAGAAGCCGAAGUUUUCGCUUGCCUCUCUGGUUAAGUCCGCCCAAACAGACGCCAAGAGAGAGGAAGAGAUAGCCAGGAUCAAAGCAAUACUCGAUGCCCCAACCGAUUCCGACGACUCCGAAACGAGGCCCAAAAGACAUCGAUCAUCGCGACUCGACACCAAGACGAUUGCCUUGGCCCUGGAUGGGGAGGAAAGCGAUGAGGUCGAGCGACUGGAGAAGGCCGUUAAGCGUACCAACGCCCUACAGCAAGAUCCAUGUUGGCACUUCUUUCAGGAGAAGCACGAAUCGCGACCUUCUCCACCAUUCCCCAAGCUGUCUGAUUCGAAUAGUAUAUGGGCUCGCGUCUUCCAAACCCCCCCAAAGCGAGACGAUGCCUUCAUCACGGGCUUCGUCGAACGCAUGGCUUCACGACAUUCGCUACCCGACGAGGUGUAUGUGUAUAUGCUCGAAUACUUGAGCUGCGAUCCUCGGGAUGACUUGGCGUCGAGUUACUUGAAAGUACUUCAAACCGCUCCCAUGAAUGACGUGCUCACUUCUUCUCGACUGAAAGAGUUACUUCGGGGUGUCGGAGCCGGCCAGUGGGCGUUGGAUUUCGACCACCAACUGGUUCCUGAGCCUAAGAGUCCGAAAGAGAUUCCCGAGUGUACGCUCUCUCGUGGGCUAUCAUGGAUCCUGCGGCUCCUCCAGUACAGUGCCUCCGGCCUAUCAGACCAUCUCCGAGGUUUCAUCAUUGUGAUAUUGAUGCGCAUGUCCUUAGAUGAUACCGUGUCACUCGACUGUGAAAUUUCUCGACUGGUCAACGUAGCACUAUCUACUUUGUUCAGCAACAUCGAAGUCCCCGAGCCCGAAUAUAUCCUCGGCGUUUCCGAGAUCAUCUUCAAUACCACCACGAAUACAUUACUACAGGCCAAACUAAUCCAAGUCCUACCGUCACAAACUCCUAUCUUACAUCGUCUCCGACGACGACUCGCGCUGAGUUUCGGACUGACCUCGGCGGAGUAUCUAGACGCCGACCUCACCAACCCGAUCCUCAUGGACACCGUCAUUCGGCACCUCCGCACCUCCCCCGAAUAUAUGUACCAGCCGCACGCGGACUACGUCAUGAUGCGAGCUCGCGUAUUCCUUCUCGACACCGCUCUCGACAGCGGAUUCUCGUCGCUCCUCUUUCCCGCAUGGCGGCUUCCAAGCGCUGCAGGCGCACCAUCAAACGGAACAACAUCCCUAAAAGCACCACUCCCACUUCCCGUUAUAACCCCCAGCUCGCCGAAGCGAGGUACUCGUCCCUCGACCGACCCGGGCAGCGAAUCCACCUUCAACGCGUCAGCCGCCGCGCUCUCCGACUCCAUCAACCGCAUCAGCGCGCGACUGGACUAUGCCGGCCCGCAAGAUCUCGCCCGCAUGGAAGUGUACGGGACACUGAGUCGCUGGCAGCUCCGCGUCGAGCAUGCAGUGCGGACCAAGGAGCGGAAGAAACGGGUGUGGUUCGAGGACCGCUCGGCGGAGGAGGAGAAGCAGAAGAGGGCGAUGGAAGCGUGGCUGGAGGAGCAGAAGGGGUCGAAAGCAAGGGAAGACAACGCCGAGGCUAGGGCGGAAAAUGACCCAAGAUCGUCCGAGACCCAGGCGGCGCUCGAUGACCAACUGCGGAUGGAGAUGGAAUCCUGAUGACGACGAAUAUCCUAGCGUAUGGAUAGCAAUGCUUCUCGGUAUGGCGUGGAGUUACGGGGAUUCGGGUCGUUCACUACUGAUCCAGAAAGUGGUUGGCUUCGGAAUAACGCCAUAUAUGAAUAGAGUAUAGGUCAUCGACACCGUAUAUUUAUGAGAGGUUACGUAAAACCCAUGGAACUAGUGCG